Erigeron canadensis is the source of this 1575-nucleotide messenger RNA. Its product is annotated as receptor-like protein EIX2. The record is from RefSeq and is a predicted model, not a curated record. The transcript has a single exon. Gene Ontology annotation, molecular function: protein binding. Bases 1 to 1575 code for a protein of 524 amino acids. Lineage: Eukaryota; Viridiplantae; Streptophyta; Magnoliopsida; Asterales; Asteraceae.
AUGGAUGAAGCAAAUCGACUUGCUUCUUGGGGUGGUGCAGAGAUCGACUGCUGUAAAUGGGUUGGAAUUGCUUGUGAUAACUCUACAGGCCAUGUUCAUGGGAUUCAUCUUCGUGCAUUAGAUGGUCAUUGUGCUCAUGGUCAGCUAUUGAACGAAGAUAUGAAAGAACUUUAUGAUCAUGAAGAUACGAAAGAACUUUAUGAGGCCAUAAAACAGGAAUUGGGGGGGAGUUUAAGUUCUUCCUUGUUGCAUCUGAAGCAACUCAGGAAUCUAGACUUAAGCUGCAAUGAUUUUGGAAUCCAAAUUCCUAAUUUCAUUGGCUCUCUUAAAAAUCUUGAGUAUCUUAAUCUUUCUCAUUCAUACUUUCUAGGGAAUGUCCCCCCUCAAUUAGGAAACCUUUCACAGCUGCACGUCCUCUCUCUUGGUGAUGAAUAUCUUCAUGGAUUUCGAUCACCAAACAUACAUUGGUUAUCAAGGAUCCGUAUGUUGCGUCACCUGGAAAUGAGCAGUGUGGACCUCAGCAACGCAACCAAUUGGCUUCAGGUAAUUAACACCCUUCCGUCUUUGGCCCAACUCCGUAUGUCUAAUUGUCAACUCUUGCAUAUACAUCCCCAAGUUUCUAGUCUUAAUCUCACAUCCCUUUCCAUGCUCGAUCUUUCUGAUAACAAUUUUAAUACUUCUGUGCCACCGCCUUGGAUGUUUGGUAUAACUAGUCUGGUUUCUUUGGAUUUAAGUGGGUGCAAUUUUCAUGGGCCUAUUUCUAGCAGUAUAUAUAGCUUCCGCAACUUGACUUCUCUUCAGUUGCUUCACGUCUCGGGGAACUAUUACAUGAAUUCUUCCUUAGUAUUAAAAGAAUUGUCUAGUAUCGGUGGUCAUCUGAUUUUGUUAGAUAUGAGGUCUUGUGGUAUUUCCAGUUCAGUACUUGAAUCCCUUCACAACUUGACCUCUCUUCAUAGCCUCGACCUAUCAAAUAAUCAACUAACCGAGACUAAAUCAUUAGGUAAUAUAGGUAAUUUAUGUAAUUUAAAGGACAUGGAUCUGUCAGAUUAUGAUAAUGAUUGGGGCAACACAGAUUUUACAAACCUUCUUGAAUGUUUUGUCAAGUGUAAAUCGCCAUCCUUGGAGUCACUACACUUGAGUUUGUCUGGGUUUUCAGGUCGUCUACCAGAUCAACUUGGACAACUGAUCCAUUUGGAACUUCUUGAACUUGCCGGUAACCACAUUGCUGGUACAAUUCCAGAUUCCAUUGGACUGUUAUCAUCAAUGAAGACAUUAGACCUUCGUUACAAUCUAAUUACUGGUCCUAUUCCAUUCUCAAUUGGACAAUUGUCAUUAUUGGAGAAUUUAGACCUGUCUUAUAACCAACUAAUUGGCAGCAUUCCUGACUCUAUUGGACGACUGUCAUCGUUGAAAAUGCUGGAUCUUUCAAAUAACGAAAUACACGGCAGCAUUCCUGACUCUAUUGGACAGUUGUCAUCCUUGAUAAAGUUGUAUCUUUCAUAUAACCAAUUGGACGGCAGCCUUCUAUUGAGGACAGGACUAGGCAGACGGAGCUUGAAUAGCUUACUGAAUUAG